Messenger RNA from Hepatospora eriocheir, 1551 nucleotides. NCBI's taxonomy places the organism in Eukaryota, Fungi, Microsporidia, Hepatosporidae. The record is from the annotation of a GenBank genome assembly.
AUGAAACAACAAAGUAACAAAGAUAAAGUAAAUAGCACAGAUAUAUUUAAAUCUUCAAAGAAACAGUAUAAAAGUAACAUAACAGAUAUCAAUUUUGAUGAAUUUCUAUUAGAUCCGAGUGAAAUAAAGAACAAUUCAGCUAUUUUUAAAGAAUACACCGAAAAGCUUAAGUCUAGUGAAAAUAAAAAUAUUGAUGAAAGUAAAUCUAUUGAAGCAAACGAGCUUAUAGAAACUAACUCUAAGUAUGAGCCUAUUAAAGACUUUAAAAAGUUUAGUUUUAUGAAACAAAAUGGGUUUUUAAACCAAGUUGAGAGACUACCUACUAUUAUUCAACAAUAUGCUAUUCCAGUAAUACUCAAAGGUGAAAAUAUUGUUGUUAAAGCGCCUACUGGCAUGGGUAAAACUUUAUGUUUUGCAAUUCCAAUUAUAGAAAUGUUUAAAACUUCCAAUUAUAAAUCACUAAUUAUAUCACCAUCAAGAGAAUUAGCUGAACAAACUUUUAAUGAAUUUCAAAAUUUAAUAAAAAAUACUGAUAAGUUUAAUAAGAUAAAGGCAUGUACUGUAUGUGGUGGUAAAACAGAAUUGGAUAAUUAUGAUAAAUUUGAUAUAUUGGUUGCAACACCGGGUAGAUUGUUAGAUUUACUUGAAAGAAAGAAAAUUCUACUUGAUGAUUUAAAAUGCUUUGUUCUUGAUGAAGCUGAUAAGUUACUUGACAUGGGAUUUGAGAAACCAAUUAUGAAAGUUGUUAGUUAUUUCAAUUCUAAAGAAGUUCAGAAAAUAUUAGCUAGUGCAACUUAUCCAACUUCUAUUAAAAAUUUGAUUGACAGAUUAUUCGAUUCUAAUAAAAUAAGUGUUGUGAUGAAAGAAACUCAAAAGGAAAUAAAACAAGAAUUUAAAUUCUUUAAAGGGUUUAAUGAAAAGUAUAAUUUUCUAAUCAACUUUUUAAAUAACGAAUGCACUUUUAAAGGUAGUUGGGCUAAACAUACAUUACCAGAUAAGGUGUUGGUGUUUGUAGAAACUAAAAAACAUUGUGAAGAGUUAUUUAAUAAGUUAAAAACAACUAAUUUAUUGAUUGACUGUAUUCACGGUGAUAAAGAUCAGUUUAGAAGAAACAAAGCUAUUGGGUCAUUUAAAACUGAUAGAACUAACAUAUUAAUUGCCACUUCUGUUCUUUCAAGAGGAAUUGAUGUAAAAGAUAUUAAUUACGUCAUAAACUUUGAUUUUCCUAAAGAAAUUAAUGAGUAUGUACAUAGAAUUGGUAGAACAGGAAGAAUGGGUAAAAAGGGUGUAGCUAUUAACUUAAUCAACAUCAAUAAUGAUAAAUUAGACUUAAAUGAUCAACUGUUAAAUGAUUUAAUUAACUUUCUAAAAACAAGUUCUAAUGAGAUACCAUCUGAAUUAUUAAAUAAGAACAAGUUUAAAUCAAAAAAUAAGCUUAAAAUAAAAAAAGAUAAUUUAUAUGAAAAGAAGAAAAGUGAUGGUGAAGAAGAUAAAUUAAGUUAUGAAGAGAAAAAAACAGAUGAUGUUGAGGAAGAGUUAGUUCAAUGGUAA